This is a messenger RNA of Brassica napus (rape), 2127 nucleotides long. RefSeq lists its product as uncharacterized. NCBI's taxonomy places the organism in Eukaryota, Viridiplantae, Streptophyta, Magnoliopsida, Brassicales, Brassicaceae. Bases 1477 to 2127 code for a protein of 216 amino acids. The record is from RefSeq and is a predicted model, not a curated record. The transcript has 5 exons.
AGGAUAUGCCGGUACGUCAUAACAUUGACGUAAUGCAUGUGGAAAAGAAUGUGUCUGACGCCAUACUAUCCAUGUUGAUGCAUAGUGCAAAGUCAAAAGAUGGUGUUAAAGCUAGGCAAGAUUUAGAAGAUAUGGGGAUUCGCAGCUCCUUACACACUGAGACUGUGUCAGCGUGUGAUUGAUCCUGAAAAGCUACUGGAACUAGAGAGUGAGCUUGUUGAGACAAUGUGUCAGAUGGAGCAGUUCUUUCCCCCAUCACUCUUUGAUAUAAUGUUCCACCUCCCUAUACAUCUAGCUAGAGAGGCACGCUUGGGAGGGCCAGUACACUUUAGAUGGAUGUAUCCAUUUGAAAGGUACAUGAAAACACUUAAGUCCUACGUUAAAAAUUUUGCACGACCAGAAGCAUGUAUGGCUGAGGGUUACAUGGCAGCAGAAUGUAUUGCCUUCUGCAUGGAAUUUCUUCAAAAAUCUGUACCAGUUAAUCAACCUGCGAGUCGUAAUGAAGAUGUUGAUUUAGAUGAUGACAUCCUUGAAGGCCGUCCAAUCCAGAGAUCCAAAGAUGUUCUACUUUCUGAUAAAGAGCGAGACAUCGCACAUAGAUAUGUUCUAAUGAACACAACAGUUAUGGAGCCAUAUAUUGAGUAAGUGGAUAAAUUGAAUACGUAAUAUUUAUGAUUGUAUAUGUGUGUUUAUAUUUAUUGUUACUGCUAUGUCAGUUUGCAUUUGGAAGCGUUGCAAGAGAAAGAUCCUCGUUGUCGGCAAAAUCAGACUCUGUUAUGGAAGUUACAUGUGGAACAGUUUACACAAUGGGUAAAGGAUAAGAUUUAUUCUAACCCAGAGGAGCAGUCGAAAAAGCUAAAAUGGUUAGCAUUUGGACCAAGAAAUUCAGUUGCAAGGUACAAAGGCUUAAUCAUCAAUGGACAUCGCUUUCAGAUAGAGUCGCUAAAGAGGAAGACUCAGAACAGUGGGGUAGCAUAUGAUGCUUUCAGUAUGUGUAUAUCGAGUGCAAAAGAUAGUAAACAUAUGGCAGAUAUAGUAUCCUACUGCGGAGUGAUAGAAGAGAUUAUACUACUCGACUACCAUAUGUUCCACGUCCCACUCUUCAGGUGUAAGUGGGCCAACAAAGGGCAUGGUUUGAAGGUGGAAGAUGGUUUUACGGUUGUGAACUUCCACUUAAGCCAAGCAGCAUUCCAAAAAGAUCCAUACAUUCUGCCGUCACAAGCAAAGCAAGUGUUUUAUUCCAAUGAUGACUCUUCUGAUUGGUCUGUGGUUAUGAGGGCACCACCUAGAGGGUAUCACGAGUUAGAGACAGAAGAAGAGUUUGCUGCUCCACCAGUAUUCGUCGAGGAGAAUGAAGAUUUGGGAAAUGAUUGUUCUGAUGAUGAGAGUUUCUGUUGUAGGGAUGAUUGUGAGGGGGUCUUAGUUGUGGAGUAAUAGGGAUAUGACUAGUAACUGGUUUUGGUUUGAUAUCUGGAUAUGACUAGUAACUGUUUUUUUAACGUUAGUUACAGGAUAAAGAUAAUGGAGUACGGGAUGAUUCAACGUCGCAGUAAGCGCCAACGAGGACUAGAUGCUAGCGUUGAACCACUUAAGUCUGGGAAGAAACGCACGUUAUUGAAUGCAAUUGUAGACGAAGAGCAAACACAACAUCAAGCAGAGCAUCAUACAGAAGAAGAGCAUCAAGAAGAAGAGAUUCAAGAAGAAGAGCUUCAAGGAGAAGAGCAGCCAAAAAAGGACUUCAGAAAAGAUAAAGAAAAAAUUCCAGAAGCUGCAGAGGACGAACAUAACUCAAAGCCGAAGUCAAGGAGAGGAAGAGGACCAACCAGAUUGAGUAGAGUUGCUAAAAAUCAUGAGGAUAAGAUCGACAUUGAAUUUAACACUCUCGGUGAGCAUAUUGGAGAUGGCUCAGUGCUACUUUCAUCCUUUCUGGGUAUUCUUGUGAGAGAGCAUGUACCAGUGUUACUCGAAGACUGGAGGCAACUCGAUGAACUUACAAGAGACACAAUGUGGGAGGAAAUUCAGGCAAGGUUCAACUUGAAAGAACAAUGGCAAAAGGAUGCUAUUAUAAAACAAAUGGUCUCUUCAGGGCAUCAAAAUCACGGCUGGUGGCCAAUAUCCGUGCUAUAA